Molecule: messenger RNA, 2426 nt
Organism: Oncorhynchus masou masou (cherry salmon)
Lineage: Eukaryota; Metazoa; Chordata; Actinopteri; Salmoniformes; Salmonidae
Product: poly(rC)-binding protein 3-like
Exons: 8
Coding region: 1366-2055 (229 amino acids)
Biological process (GO): regulation of gene expression; regulation of RNA metabolic process
Cellular component (GO): cytoplasm; nucleus
Molecular function (GO): mRNA binding
Source: RefSeq, a predicted model, not a curated record
UUCAGUUGUUUGGAAAUUGCUCCCAAGGAUGAACCAGACUUGUGGAGGUCUACAAUUAUUUUUCUUGGCUGAUUUCUUUUGAUGUUCCCAUGAUGGCAAGCAAAGAGGCACUGAGUUUGAAGGUAGGCCUUGAAAUACAUCCACAGGUCCACCUCCAAUUGACACAAAUGAUGUCCAUUAGCCUAUCAGAAGCUUCUAAUGCCAUGACAUCAUUUUCUGGACUUUUCCAAGCUGUUUAAAGGCACAGUCAUUUUAGUGUAUGUGAACUUCUGACCCACUGGAAUUGUGAUACAGUCAAUUAUAAGUGAAACAAUCUGUCUGUAAACAAUUGUUGGAAAAAUUAGUUGUGUCAUGCACAAAGUAGAUGUCCUAACUGACUUGCCAAAACUACAGUUCAUUAACAAAAACGUUUGUGGAGUGGUUGAAAAACAAGUUUUAAUGACUCCAACCGAAGUGUAUGUAAACCUCCGACUUCAACUUUAGCAACUGCAGAUUGCCCCUUUAAGGUAGAGAACGGGGAAGGGGCAGAAGACAGCACAGGACUUCCUUUUAGAAGUCAUAAAAUAUGAAACAGUCUGAUUCAUCGUGGUAGGCUUUGCUAAGAAGAGUUCUGAUGUAAUAGCAUAUUUAAUUCGGGGCAUUUCUGUCCUCCGUCCAACAGUGAGUUGUAUUUGAACACAGUGACCAACAGAGGGCACUGUUAUCCUGUUGAAACAGCAGCCACAGCGGUAAAAUGACAACUUUCCUUUGGCAGGCCAAGCACAUUGAACACACACGACUUGUCCUAAACCACCCUCAGAGUGGCAGGUUAUCAUUGCGUUAUGUGCCAUUGAUGUUGACGACAUCCGCUGACCUCCCACUGUCUAGCCGACUAUCUAAUCAAGAUCUAGAGACAACGUCAUCAUCUAUAUUAUGGUCAAUUCUAUGUAAAGCGUUUCAGCGGCAACAGGGGGUCCAAUAGGAGAAAUCAGAAAUAAUCAUGGAAAAGCGGUUGAUCGAGAUAGUCAAUGUUCAAUGAAAAGUCACAUUUAACCUCUGCCUGCAAAUGUUUGACUCUUUCUCUCGUCUCCGGGUGGAUCAGAAGUGGAGAGGUGGAUUCUUCUGGAAUGUGGGAUAAGACAGGGUCCCAUGACAUGGACCCAUCUUUGAAUGGGUUGAUGCUGGUCCUGCUGCAGCUGAUGAUCUGAACUUGUCUGUCAGCCACCUAGCUCCCCCUCCUCCAAACACAACCACUGCCCAUGUCCUGAUCCCAGUGGUCCAGCUUGUCUGUGGUGUCUGGUUGGCUGGCUGUGGCAUCACACUCUCAUUGGCCCUGGGACUCCACUUCUACGUGACCACACCCCUUCCUUCACAUCCAAUCCCAACAUGGAACCACCCAAGGUGCAGCAGCCAGGCGAAGGAGGCCUCAACGUCACCCUCACCAUCAGGCUUCUGAUGCACGGCAAGGAGGUUGGAAGCAUCAUUGGAAAGAAAGGAGAGACAGUGAAGAAGAUGCGUGAAGAGGUAAGUGCAAGCGGUGCACGCAUCAACAUCUCUGAGGGAAACUGCCCAGAGCGGAUAGUUACCAUCACCGGACCCACAGAUGCCAUCUUCAAGGCCUUCGCCAUGAUCGCAUACAAGUUUGAAGAGGAUAUAAUCAACUCUAUGAGCAACAGUCCAGCCACCAGCAAGCCUCCUGUCACCCUGCGUCUGGUUGUCCCAGCCAGCCAAUGUGGCUCCCUCAUAGGGAAAGGAGGCUCCAAAAUCAAAGAAAUGAGAGAGUCCACAGGUGCUCAGGUACAGGUCGCAGGGGACAUGCUGCCCAACUCCACUGAACGAGCAGUCACCAUCUCAGGAGCCCCGGAAGCCAUUAUCCAGUGUGUCAAGCAGAUCUGUGUUGUCAUGCUAGAGGUAGAGUAUGGAGGGAUGAAGAAGGAGGGUCAGUCCUCCCGGGAAUACACAGGAAAAUACAUUCACACAGACCUUAGGAAUCAGCUAGAAUGUACAACGUGGAUGUACAAUUGUUUUUACCGUCUCAAACAUCUAAGGAAGGAAUUAGGAUCUUGGUUGGUAUAGACCAUGGGACUAAAUUAUUAUAACAAUGUUUUAGAUGAUGGCUUCCCAGGUUGCAAUGAUAUAGCGGACCUAUGAGGUAAAAUCAUGUGAUUCCAGUUGUCAGUGUGCUCUUAGACACAACACCUAUUUCAUGUCACUGCAUGCAUCCACAGUAAGGAACAAUAGUGUGAUGUAGUGAGUGUCACAGACUGUCUUCUCCCAAGGCACUGUCCCUCAGUCUAUAAAACCUCUUCCUGUCUUCUCCUCUUUUUCUCUCUCUGUCUAUCUCUGUCUCUCUCUCUCUGUCACUCUCUGUCUCUCUGUCUCCGUCUCUCUGUCUCUCUCUCUCUCUGUCUCUCUCUGUCUCUCUCUCUGUCUCUCUCUCUCUCUGU